Molecule: messenger RNA, 1218 nt
Organism: Papaver somniferum (opium poppy)
Lineage: Eukaryota; Viridiplantae; Streptophyta; Magnoliopsida; Ranunculales; Papaveraceae
Product: peptidyl-prolyl cis-trans isomerase FKBP53-like
Exons: 7
Coding region: 231-998 (255 amino acids)
Molecular function (GO): peptidyl-prolyl cis-trans isomerase activity
Source: RefSeq, a predicted model, not a curated record
UCUUUUCUUCUCAAUUAUUAUUUUGUGAUCUUCAAUAGUCGCACCAGCAACCUUUUAUUGCACCUACCUACAUUAUUGCUAUCUGGGUUAUCUAUAAACACAUUCUUCUAUGUGAUGAAGCAUGCUCUGGCUCUAGUCUCACUACAUUCUUCUUCUACGUACGGUCUAGUAUCGAAUGAAUUUAGGUUGCUUUGCUUUCAGAUAUACAGUUGUUUUCUAGCUCCUAAGGAAUGGCUUUCUGGGGAACUGAAUUGCUUGCUGGAGAACCUGUUACCUACGUCUUCAAAAAAUCGCAAGGAAGGUUACGCAUAUGCAAGGCAACACUAGGCGUAGGUCUUGCGGAAGGGAGGAGUGUAGUUCAGUGUAAAAUAGGAGACAAAAGUCCGAUUCUUUUGUGCUCAUUAAGGCCUUACAACAACGAAACAUGUUCUGUUGAUAUUGAGUUCAAGGAGGAAGAGAAAGUUAUUUUUGAAGCUAUAGGUCCUACAACAACCAGUGUGCAUCUUGCCGGUUUUUAUCUUACCAAUAAUGCCGAUGGACAAAGUGAUUCAAAUGAAGUGAAGAAGGCUGAAGAUGAUGAAGCCAGAGUAAACGGACGUGUAAAAACAUUUCCCAGCGGUUUAAUCAUUGAGGAUUUAGAAAAAAGCCAACAUUCUAGCACCAUGAUUGCUAGUCCUGGAUCUAUGGUGUCGGUAUCGUACGUUGGAAAAUUGAAGUUCACCGGCUAUAUAUUUGAGUCAAGAAAUUCCAGCUCACCUUUCUAUUUCAGAUUAGGCACAGAUGCAGUUAUUGCAGGAUUGGAAAUUGGCAUCACUGGUAUGCGCGUUGGUGAUAAAAGAAAGAUUACGAUUCCACCGUCUAUGGCGUAUGGUCCUCAAGGACGCAAAAAUGUACCACCGGAGUCAUGGGUUGAAUAUACUAUUAAGUUGCUUUCUAUUAGUAACAGUGUACCCCCACUGUUCAGCGACGAGCAAGGAUCCAAUGUUGAAGUGGACUAAGAAAAAAAAAUUAUUCUUGUGCUAUUUCUCAUAUUAUAUUCACUUCCACUGUUAAAAUUUUCAUACGGAUUUGAAUCCAAAAUAGGGUAAAAAAUCUUCUUUUUUUCAAAGUGAAAUCCAUAAAGUCACCCCCAGUUCCAUCUCUGUCUGUAAAGUAAUUUCUAGGAAUGUUGUUUUUGAAUGGAAGAAAAAGAUUGUAUUGCAGAAAAUAUAAUUUCUA